Didymodactylos carnosus is the source of this 1047-nucleotide messenger RNA. The record is from the annotation of a GenBank genome assembly. Lineage: Eukaryota; Metazoa; Rotifera; Eurotatoria; Philodinida; Philodinidae.
AUGACUCUUAUCAAUGAUCGAAAAUCGGAAAAAAAGAAGCAUGAUAUGGGCUUUAAAUAUAUGUUUGCCGGAUCGAUAGCUGGCCUAACGUCAAAAACUAUCUUACAACCAUUGGAUGUUGUUAAAGUUCGUUUACAAGUACAAGACGGACGUUCAGCAAACGAAUAUCGCGGUAUAACACAUGCCAUACAAUCUAUACUUCGCAAUGAAGGUUUUUUAGCACUAUUUAGUGGUUUAGCUCCAACAUUAAUUGCUUCAACAAUUCGUAAUGGUGUCUAUUUCUUUAGUUAUAAUCAAUUAAAAGACUUUUUUAAACGACGUCAACUCGUUAAUUUAUCAUAUGAAGAACAGGAAAUAGAAUAUAAACAUGUACAUUUAGGUCCAUUAACUCAUCUUUCAUGUGCUGGUAUGUCCGGUGCAAUGACAACUUUUUUUACAAAUCCAUUUUCCUUGAUAAAAACACGUUUACAACUACAAGGCAAAGAAAUUCAACAACAAUCAAGAAUGUAUACGGGUGUUACGGAUGCAUUUAAUCGCAUUAUUCGUGAAGAAGGUUUUUUUAGUUUAUAUCGUGGAUUGGGUGCAUCAAUUAUAUUAAUCAGUAAUAGUGCUUUACAAUUUAUGUCUUAUGAAGAAUUAAAAAAAUUAGCUAUUUAUUAUGUUGAUGGUGAACAAAAUCUAACAGCUACACAUUAUUUUUUAAUGGGUGGUACGGCUAAAAUAUUUUCAUCGACUUUAACGUAUCCGAUAUCAGUUACGAAAGCGAGAUUAUAUGCUCUAACACCAGAUUAUCAAUUACAAAUGACACAACAAGUGACUGAUACAAAUGUGAAAUUAAUAGUCGACCAUAAAUAUAAAAAUAUGACCGAUGUAUUUCGAUGUACGUGGAAAGAUGAAGGGUGGCGUGGUUUCUACCGUGGACUUGUGCCACAACUGAUUAAAGUUGUACCAAGUUCAGCUAUUACCUUUCUCAUUUAUGAAACUGUUCUCAAAUUUUUCAACACAUCAAGAACGCCUGAUAAUAUCCUCAAGACAUCGAAUAACUGA